AUGGCGACGAGGUUCCUCGCCGUCGUCCUGGCGCUCAGCGUCACGUCGUCGUCGGCGGCGGCGGCGGUGGUGGGGGGCGGGGGCUGGCUGAGAGGGACGGCGACGUUCUACGGCGGGGAGGACGCGUCGGGCACGAUGGGCGGCGCGUGCGGGUACGGGGACCUGUACACGCAGGGGUACGGCGUGUACAACGCGGCGCUGAGCUCGGCGCUGUUCAACGACGGCGCGUCGUGCGGGCAGUGCUACCUCAUCAUGUGCGACGCCUCCCGGACGCCCCAGUGGUGCAAGCCCGGCACCGCCGUGACCAUCACCGCCACCAACCUCUGCCCUGCCAACUGGGCCCUCCCCAACGACAACGGCGGCUGGUGCAACCCUCCCCGCCCCCACUUCGACAUGGCCCAGCCCGCCUGGGAGACCAUCGGCAUCUACCGCGCCGGCAUCGUCCCCAUCCUCUACCAACAGGUGAAGUGCUGGAAGCAGGGAGGGGUGAGGUUCACGAUAUCGGGGUUCAACUACUUCGAGCUGGUGCUGGUCACGAACGUCGGUGGCAGCGGGUCGGUGAAGUCGGUGUCGAUCAAGGGGACGAACACGGGGUGGAUCGCGCUGACGAGGAACUGGGGCGCCAACUGGCAGUGCAACUCGGCGCUCGCCGGCCAGGCGCUCUCCUUCCAGGUCACCUCCACCGGCGGCCAGACGCUGUACAUCGAGGGCGCCGUGCCGGCGUGGUGGGGGUUCGGCAUGACCUUCACCAGCAACCAUCAGUUCGACUACUAG
Oryza brachyantha (malo sina) is the source of this 774-nucleotide messenger RNA. Its product is annotated as expansin-A28-like. Gene Ontology annotation, biological process: plant-type cell wall organization. Lineage: Eukaryota; Viridiplantae; Streptophyta; Magnoliopsida; Poales; Poaceae. Gene Ontology annotation, cellular component: extracellular region. The record is from RefSeq and is a predicted model, not a curated record. The coding region runs from base 1 to 774 and encodes 257 amino acids. The transcript is spliced from 2 exons.